Messenger RNA from Phaeodactylum tricornutum CCAP 1055/1, 1755 nucleotides. RefSeq lists its product with no specific name. The record is from RefSeq and is a predicted model, not a curated record. Gene Ontology annotation, molecular function: ABC-type transporter activity; ATP binding; ATP hydrolysis activity. Gene Ontology annotation, biological process: transmembrane transport. The transcript is spliced from 4 exons. Gene Ontology annotation, cellular component: membrane. Lineage: Eukaryota; Bacillariophyta; Bacillariophyceae; Surirellales; Neidiaceae. The annotation marks the transcript as partial.
CUCCUCAAACCGUACUUUUGGCCGGACGCGACGGGCCCUUCCGAUCAAACAGCCUUUUGGAAUCGAAUACGGGCCAUUGCCACUUGGAUCUGUGUGUUUGGUUCCAAGGCCUGCGGUCUAGUGUCACCAUUAUUCUUGGGCUGGGCGUCGACAGCACUGGCACACCAGCAGUACGCACAAGCCAUUCAGUAUUCGGUCGGAUACGCCGCACUCACAUUCGUCGGUAGCACUCUGAAAGAGGGACAAUCGCUGGUUUAUUUAAAGGUAGCUCAGGCGGCGUUUGUACAGCUUUCCGAAACCGCCUUUGGUCACUUGCAUUCACUCUCGUUGGAUUGGCAUUUGAGCAAGAAAAUGGGCGAAGUCUUGCGGAGUAUGGAUCGUGGCAUUGCGGCCUGCGACACAUUAAUGAAGUAUCUUUUCCUGUGGCUCAUACCCGCACUCAUCGAGUGUAUCGUCGUGUGCAUUAUUUUUGCCACCUAUUUUCAGUACCUGCCCCUGGCCAUAACCGUGUUCUAUUUCGUAUUCGCCUACAUUGUAUGGACCAUCUUGGUCACUUUGUGGCGUAAGAAGUUUCGCAAAGCCUUGGUCCAGUCCGACAAUGAAUAUCACGACCGGUUUACGGAUAGCAUGAUCAACUUUGAGACGGUCAAAUACUUUACCGCGGAAGCCUACGAGCAAAGACGUUUUAAAGAAGCCGUCAGUCGGUACCAAGCUGGAUCGGUACACGUACAGUCGAGUCUUUCCUUUUUGAACAUUUCGCAACAGCUUUUGCUUAAAGCUUGCUUAGCGGCAGCGUUGUCGCUAGCGGCCCUAGGCAUCAAAAAGCGUGUAGACUGCUUGGGGGAUUUUGUGGCCGUCCUCACGUAUACGCUCAACCUUUUUGCUCCACUCAACUUUUUGGGUUCCAUCUACAAUGCUGUUGUAAUGGCGGUCAUUGAUUUGACCAAUCUCUCGGAAUUGUUGGCGGAAAAUCCCGACGUGACGGAUGCUCCGGAUGCCAUGACGAUUCCCGAUCGGAACGUGAUUGAUCCGGACGUGGCCGUCGAAUUUGACAACGUAUACUUCCACUAUCCAACUCAGCCUAGUACCAAAGGUUUGCAAGGCAUGUCUUUCAAAAUGAAACGCGGCACGACGACGGCCAUUGUUGGUCCUACAGGCGCCGGAAAGACCACUGUCAGUCGACUUUUGUUUCGCUUUUACGAUGUCCUGGGUGGCGCGGUCAAGGUCAAUGGAGUGGACGUCCGAUCGGUGACGCAAAAGUCUUUGCGGGGCGCCAUGGGAGUAGUACCCCAGGCGGCGAGCAUGUUCAACGAUACAAUCCGGACGAAUUUGCGGUACGGACGCCGCGAUGCCACCCAGGAAGACUUAGAGCAGGCGGCGCGAGACGCCCAGCUUUUGGGCUUUGUCGAGUCCUUGGAUGAUGGAUGGGAUACAAUGGUAGGAGACCGCGGUCUAAAGCUGUCCGGUGGAGAGAAGCAGCGCGCCGCCAUUGCCCGGUGUUUAUUGAAAGAUCCACCGUUUGUAUUGUUGGACGAAGCAACCAGCGCGCUGGAUACAUUGACCGAGAGUUCGGUUCAGGAAGCUUUAGAUCGGUUGGGUGCCGAGCGCACCGUGCUCGUCAUUGCCCAUCGACUCGGUACGAUUCGCAACGCCGACAACAUUAUCGUGUUGAAAGAAGGCAAGGUGUACGAGCAGGGAACACACGAUCAGCUUCUUCUCCAGAAUGGAGUAUAUUCUGAUAUGUGGAAUAUGCAA